Messenger RNA from Ipomoea triloba (trilobed morning glory), 1058 nucleotides. Its product is annotated as protein BUD31 homolog 2. Bases 359 to 796 code for a protein of 145 amino acids. The transcript has 5 exons. The record is from RefSeq and is a predicted model, not a curated record. NCBI's taxonomy places the organism in Eukaryota, Viridiplantae, Streptophyta, Magnoliopsida, Solanales, Convolvulaceae. Gene Ontology annotation, cellular component: spliceosomal complex; nucleus. Gene Ontology annotation, biological process: mRNA splicing, via spliceosome.
UCUCAGCGAGAAUCGAAGUCUCCAGACUCGCCGGAGUUCAUAUCGACGAUCCUUUAACCCAACUCCAUCGGUCCCUCGCCGCCGACAUUUUCCGCCGAAAAACUUUGCUUCUUAACGUAUAUAUAAAUUGGAAUUAUCAAGUUCUAGAAGAUAUACACCCUCUCCGUUAGCCAAGCCUCAGCCCUAUCUCAAUCUCUACCUGACGACGCUCUCAUAAAUUUCCCAGUUCACAAAGACAAACGACUGAACGAGACAAAUUCUUCAAUCUUCACUCACCUGAGUCCCCGCUUAGGCGCGCUCUCCCAGACUUGCUCGGUUCCUCCAACUCUCCAAGGGUUCAAUAAUCAAAGAUAAAACCAUGCCGAAGGUGAAGACAAACCGUGUCAGGUACCCAGAGGGAUGGGAAUUGAUUGAGCCCACUCUAAAUGAACUACAAGCCAAGAUGAGAGAAGCGGAGAAUGACCCGCAUGACGGGAAAAGAAAGUGUGAGGCUUUGUGGCCUAUCUUUAAAAUUUGUCAUCAGAAGAGCCGUUACAUUUUUGACCUUUACCACAGGAGGAAGGAGAUCUCCAAGGAAUUAUAUGAGUUCUGCUUGGAUCAGGGUUAUGCCGACCGUAAUUUAAUCGCGAAGUGGAAAAAGCCUGGCUAUGAACGGCUGUGUUGUUUGAGGUGCAUGCAACCUCGGGAUCACAACUUCCAAACCACAUGUGUUUGCCGAGUGCCUAAGCAUCUCAGGGAAGAGAAGGUUAUAGAAUGUGUGCAUUGCGGUUGCAAAGGUUGUGCUAGCGGAGAUUGAGUGCUUAUAAUAAAAUGAAUGCACGGCUUGCUUCAGUCUGAGGUCAAGCCAAUGUUAAACUCUUUGUCUUGUAACUAGUUUAUUGGAACUGCACUAUUUCUGUGAUCAAACAUCUUUAUGAACUCUCUUCUUAUUAAAACUGUACCCCCAAGCUUGUGAAAGUAUGGCAAGUGUUAGUUCCACUUUUGGUCCUUCAAGUCCACUUUUGGUCCUUCAAGUAGAUGAUGGGGUGAUUUUAUUCCAUUCUCUUUUGUUUUCAAAA